This is a messenger RNA of Rhododendron vialii, 603 nucleotides long. RefSeq lists its product as uncharacterized. The transcript has 3 exons. NCBI's taxonomy places the organism in Eukaryota, Viridiplantae, Streptophyta, Magnoliopsida, Ericales, Ericaceae. The coding region runs from base 1 to 603 and encodes 200 amino acids. The record is from RefSeq and is a predicted model, not a curated record.
AUGGCUACCAAAGGCAAUGUAAGUAUCAAGAUUGAGGAUAAUGAUGAUGUUGAAGUGGGAGGUGUAGCUGAUUCCCUGUGGUCGAAGAAAAAUGAAGCUUUUUUUAUUGACAUUAUGGAGGAGGAGGUGAAAACAAUGGGUAGUCGAGAUAUUUGGACUUUUCAGAUAAAAAGUUGGGCUAGGAUGAGGAAGAGUCUUUCUGCUAAAGCUAAAUACGAAUACUUUGAACUUCAAAUAAAAAACAAGUUCAACCAACUACGCACUAUGCACACCAAAUUUAAGAGCCUUUGUGACCAAAGUGGCGUUGGGUGGUGUGCGGAAAAAGGUACUGUUACUGCUGAUGAUACCCUCUGGGAGAAGCUUUAUAAGGUUAAUAAGAAGGCCAAGCAUUUCAGGAAAAAAGGUUUCCCACACUAUGCAGCGAUGACCCAAAUACUUGGAGAUACCACUGCAACAGGAUUCAAUGCUCACCCGUCAGUCCAAUCCCCGUCUGGAACAGAUAGUUCUGAUCCCUCAUUCCAACUUAAACAGGACAAAGAUGAUGGUGAAAUAGAAGUAACUAACAUAGUGUAUUUCGUAUUUCCAUGGCCUGAUAUUGAGUGA